Molecule: messenger RNA, 1844 nt
Organism: Heteronotia binoei (common prickly gecko)
Lineage: Eukaryota; Metazoa; Chordata; Lepidosauria; Squamata; Gekkonidae
Gene: CLEC14A
Product: C-type lectin domain containing 14A
Exons: 1
Coding region: 6-1337 (443 amino acids)
Biological process (GO): cell migration
Cellular component (GO): extracellular matrix; external side of plasma membrane
Molecular function (GO): extracellular matrix protein binding; extracellular matrix binding
Source: RefSeq, a predicted model, not a curated record
GCAAGAUGAGCGGGCUCCUACUCGCGUCGCUCGUCCUCCUGCAGCCCUACUCCGCGCCAGGGUUGUCUGGAGAGCCCCUUCACAGCGACCACACUUGGUGCCACGGGUCCGGGGCUUGCUACAGCGUCCACCUCGCCAGCCGGAACUUCAGCGGGGCUAAGGAGGCCUGCUCCAUGUAUGGGGGAGCACUGAGCACGGCAAGCGGAGAGGCCGAAAUCCAGGCCAUCUUCGCGCUCCUGAGACGGGCAGUCAGCGGGCCUGGCCCGUCUGUGUUUUGGCUGGGACUGAUGCGAAAGCCUCCGCAAUGCACUUAUCCAGAGUUGCCGCUCCGGGGUUUCUCCUGGGCACCUCCCGCGGGGCUUCAGGAGACAGGGACGAACGAAAGCAUGGCGACCCCGUCCUGGGUGAAGGAACCGAGCAUGUCGUGCACCACGGAGAAAUGCGCCGGCCUGCAGGUGAUGACGAAGGAGCAUCGUUUGCAGCCUUGGGGCCUGAAGGAGCGCUCCUGCACCAAGGCGAGCCCGGGCUAUAUCUGCAAAUACCGCUACGAGGGCACGUGUCCCGCGCUGCAUCUGCCGGGUGCUCAGAGCCUGCGUUACACGCUCCCUUCCCGCCUGCAAAGCGCCGACCUGGCUUUCAGCCCGCCGGGCACUGUGCUCAGCCUGAGAUGCCCCACGGGAGAAGCGCGGCUAACUUGCCAGGUCUUGCCCGACGGCUACCGCUGGGAAGGUGCGGAACGCGGGCUCUGCUCCUGUCUCAGCGGCUACUGGAGCCCGAGCAAGCAACAAUGCGUAGAAGCAGCCGCCUGCCUCGGUGCCCAAGGCGCCUUCCUCUGUGUCUGCACCUGGGGCUUCCACUUGGCGGCGGACAAGAGCUCCUGCGUGCCAGCUGAGAAGGAAGUAGCUGCAGGGACCCAUGGCCUCGUCAUUCCCACGGCGGGCGGAACGUUGCCUUACAACAACGCCAGCCUGUGGAAUCAGAACACCUCGUUGGCGCCCUUUCCUUCUGCUGAGGCCAACAGCAGCGCCCCUGUACUUCACGCGCCUUCGGCUUACCCAGAGUCCUCCAACUAUGUCUUCAUCCUGAUCACGUUGGCCGUGGUGCUGCUAGUGAUCUUGGUCAUGGCCUCGCUGCAGGUCUUCAAGGUCUGCUCCUCCAAGGGAGCACAGGCUGGCAAGGAGCUGGCUCCAGCUGCAGCACCAGAAGGGGAUCCCGAAGCCUCCGCCACUCGCACCAGCUCCGAACAUUCCCUGGAGCCAAGCAAGGCAGAGUCCACGGAGGCUUCUCAGGGGCAUCUGGAACCAAUGGCUGGAAAGGUGGAAUUGGAGCAGCCUUAAGGGGACUGAGGUUGUUUUUUAUGGAUAGCUGCCUAGCCUGCAUCUCAAGAUAAGUGCAUCUCUUUAAAAUCUAGGGAUUACCGAAGCGGAGCCAGAAGAUUUAAUUUUGUUUCUGCUUUUGGGCAGCUAUGUAACGGAGAGCCCUUUCAUUCACACGUACAUUUGAACCAAGGGAAGGCCCCCCCCCCUUUUUUUUUUUGCAUAAUCUCGGAUUCUGUGUGUGCAUAAUGACAAAUGGAACAAAUCUCACUAGUAUUCAGAAUUUGACUGGCUUGCUAAUUUUUUUAAACAAACUCUUGUAAAAAUCUCAAAGUCGUUAGCAUCCAUUUUCCACAUGGGUUGUUGGAUGGCCCUUCUGUUAUAGGAAUGACCUUUAUUUCAGGGCAUCAAAGAAUAUAAUAGAACAAGGCCAUAAAUGAAGAGACGUUUUAGUCUUGUAGUGUUCAAAUGUUUUGAGAUUUUCAUCUGACAUUUUUCAUUAAUUAAAGGAGAAAUGGUGGCACUGAA